Thelazia callipaeda (thelaziosis nematode) is the source of this 525-nucleotide messenger RNA. The record is from the annotation of a GenBank genome assembly. Lineage: Eukaryota; Metazoa; Nematoda; Chromadorea; Rhabditida; Thelaziidae.
AUGAGAGUUGCAAAUGAUGGUCCAGAAACAUCAGAAGCAAGUCUUUCGGAAGGAGAAGGAACCGGUGAAAAAGAGAUACCAUCAUGUGAAAAUAUAAAUUCGUUAAAAAAUGGACGAAUACGACGAAACAGGACAAGUUUCAGUAGCAAACAACUUGAAGUGCUUGAAGCGGCAUUCAAUCUGAAUACUUAUCCGGAUCAAGACGAACGAGAGCGAAUCGCUCUUGAAACAAAUCUCAGUGAAGACAAAAUUAUGGCAAUUACCAUGGAUUUUACUACAUGGUUUAGUAAUCGACGAGCACGCUGUCGAAAAAAUUUUGCGUUUACCGGUACCAACUCUCUCUUAGUGCAAAACAUUACUCCAAUGGCAAUUUUGCCUCAUUCACCAGUACAGCAGCCUCAAGUAAUGCCGAUAUUUUCUUCACAUAUGAAUCUGCUUUCGUAUUCUGCCACUUCGGCAUCACCUGUUAAAUUUCAAGAUCCAUCUACUUCUAUUCUUUUUUAUCCUCAAUAUGCUACUUUAUGA